AUGGCCGCCCAAGCGCAGCGCAAAACGAAGGUGCUGAGCCGCCGCGAUAUCGAAGGCCUCAUCGCCGAAGGACGCAAUAUUGUGAUCGUGGACAAUAAGGUGUUGAAGGUCGAUGCAUGGCUGCCAUAUCACCCAGGCGGUGACAAGUCCAUCAGGCACAUGGUUGGCCGUGAUGCCACCGACGAAGUUCACCGCUUCCACUCUGCGCAGACGCUCGAACUCACCAAUCGCUACCAAAUUGGCCGUAUCGAGGGACGAUGGCUCAACUUUGUGCCGCCAAUUCAGGGAGGAAAGUUCAGAACAAGGGAAGAACUGAACAAACUAUCCGAGGCGGAAUAUGCGGAAUCAUGUUCUUCUGAGCAGGAGUCUGUCAGCUCCUCCUCUUCGGCAGCGCAAAGCCCGGUGUUUGAACCAGCAGACCCGCCCGCUUCGUCCCUUCGCAAGCGCAAUGCCACCACCGUCCCACGGUCUCCUUCGUCUUCGUCCGUGUCAUCGAUAGAAUUGGAGCCCAUUGCAGCUACUAAGAUGUCUGUGUUGGAUGCGCGAACGCAAAAAGAGUUGGAUUUUGACAAAGCGAAGUACCCUUCCUUAGACCCGGAGAGCCAGGAUAAUAUCGUUCGGAAAUACCGGCAGCUGCAAGACCGCAUAGAGGCUGAGGGCCUGUAUCGCUGCAACUACUGGUCAGGAUAUGGCGUGGAGUGCAUCCGCUAUUCCAUCGCCAUCGCCCUGUUCAUUCUAUGCUUGCGAUCAGGGUGGUACAUCACCGCAGCCUUCCCAAUCGGCUUCUUGUGGCACCAGCUUGCCUUCGUAGUCCACGACUCUGCUCACAUGGGCGUCACACACAACUAUUACUUCGACUCUGUCCUUGCUAUGUUCAUCGCCAACUACUGCGGUGGUCUAAGCGCAUGCUGGUGGAAACAAAACCACAACGUACACCACCUCGUAACGAACUCGCCCGAGCACGAUCCCGAUAUCGAAUACCUUCCCUUCUUCGCCAUCACCCACCGGUUCUUUGAGGAUCUCACAUCCAGCUACUAUGAGUUUUCCAUGAAGUACGACGCAAUCGCCAAGUUCAUGGUUCUCUAUCAGCACUUCACAUACUAUCCAAUCAUGAUGGUCGCGCGUUUCAACCUCUAUAGACUGGGCUGGACAUACAUCCUCCUCAACCAAGGCCCCAAGAAAGGCCAGGCAUGGUGGUUCCGCUACUUCGAACUCGUGGGUCAAAUCUUCUUCUGGACCUGGUACGGAUACUUCGUAGUCUACAAAACGAUCCCCGGGAAUUGGACCCGCUUCGCGUUCGUCAUGAUCAGCCACGCCAUCACCGCGCCUCUGCACGUGCAAAUCACGCUCUCUCACUUCGCAAUGAGCACCACGGACAUGGGUGUCACGGAGUCGUUUCCCCAGAAGAUGCUACGAACGACCAUGGACGUCGACUGCCCGCAGUGGCUCGACUUCUUCCACGGCGGCCUCCAGUUCCAAGCUAUUCACCACCUGUACCCUAGGAUUCCGCGCCACAACCUGCGCCGUACGCAGAAGCUGGUGCAGGAGUUUUGCAACGAGGUGGAUAUACCGUAUGCGUUGUAUGGCUUCGUGGACGGCAACAAACGUGUAAUUGGGAAGAUGGCUGACGUCGCGAGGCAAGCUGCCAUUCUCGCGGAGUGCCAGCGCACGAUCGUAGCUGGAGAGGUCGCGCACUAA
Molecule: messenger RNA, 1698 nt
Organism: Didymosphaeria variabile
Lineage: Eukaryota; Fungi; Ascomycota; Dothideomycetes; Pleosporales; Didymosphaeriaceae
Exons: 2
Coding region: 1-1698 (565 amino acids)
Biological process (GO): lipid metabolic process
Cellular component (GO): membrane
Molecular function (GO): oxidoreductase activity, acting on paired donors, with oxidation of a pair of donors resulting in the reduction of molecular oxygen to two molecules of water
Source: RefSeq, a predicted model, not a curated record